Messenger RNA from Osmerus eperlanus (European smelt), 2423 nucleotides. It is a transcript of the gene purbb, whose product is annotated as purine-rich element binding protein Bb. The transcript has a single exon. NCBI's taxonomy places the organism in Eukaryota, Metazoa, Chordata, Actinopteri, Osmeriformes, Osmeridae. Gene Ontology annotation, molecular function: purine-rich negative regulatory element binding; RNA polymerase II transcription regulatory region sequence-specific DNA binding; DNA-binding transcription factor activity, RNA polymerase II-specific. Gene Ontology annotation, biological process: regulation of transcription by RNA polymerase II. The coding region runs from base 32 to 928 and encodes 298 amino acids. The record is from RefSeq and is a predicted model, not a curated record. Gene Ontology annotation, cellular component: nucleus.
GAGAGGGAGAAGCUGGCUGGCGGUGCUGAAGAUGGCGGAUGGUGACAGUGGGAGCGAGCGCGGUGGCAGCAGUGGAGGGGGUGGUGGAAGCGGGUUCCAGCACUUUCAGAGGGAGCAGGAGACCCAGGAGUUGGCGUCCAAGCGACUUGACAUCCAGAACAAGCGUUUCUAUCUGGAUGUUAAGCAGAACAACAAGGGCAGGUUCAUCAAAAUUGCCGAAGUCGGGGCCGGGGGUUCUAAAAGUCGCCUGACCCUUUCCAUGUCAGUUGCAGCGGAGUUCCGUGACUACCUCGGGGAUUUCAUUGAGCACUACGCCCAACUCGGGCCUAGCAGCCCGGAGCAGAUUGCCCAGUCCUCCGUGGGUGAGGACGGCGGGCCAAGGCGGGCCCUGAAGAGCGAGUUUCUGGUCCGCGAGAAUCGUAAAUACUACCUCGAUCUGAAGGAGAACCAACGGGGGAGGUUCUUACGGAUCAGACAAACCGUCAACCGAGGGCCAGGAUUCGGGUUAGGGGGCCCAGGAGGCGGCAUGCAGGCCGGCCAGACCAUAGCCCUUCCGGCCCAAGGCUUAAUAGAGUUUAGAGACGCCCUUGCCAAGCUCAUAGAUGAUUAUGGAGGCGACGAUGAGGAAUUGACCGGCGGAACCGCUGCCGGUGGCUACGGUGAGCUACCCGAGGGCACAUCUAUAAUGGUGGACUCUAAACGGUUCUUUUUCGACGUCGGGUCCAACAAAUACGGAGUGUUCCUGCGAGUCAGCGAGGUCAAGCCCAGCUACAGGAACUCUAUUACCAUCCCGUUCAAAGCCUGGGGAAAGUUUGGAGGGGCGUUCAGUCGCUACGCUGAGGAGAUGAAAGAGAUUCAGGAGAGACAGCGGGAUAAAAUGUACGACAGGAGAGAGGAGUCCGAAGGAGAGGACGUGGAUGACGACUGAGUAGCCUAGUUGAAACAGCUGAUGGUACAGUUCAGUCAGAUCUGCAAUAGGAUGUGUCGCAAAUGACAGAUUUAAGUGCAUGACGAAUCGAACUGUAAUACUAAAAUAUUGUGGCGUAAGAAGUAUAUUUGACGGGAAACUAUUGAUGUAUUAAAAACCCGAGGUUUGUGUUGGGUUGGAUAGGGGGUGUGAGUUAGGCCUAUAAAAAAGUUGAAAGUCACGGGCUAGUGUAUAUAUGAUGCCUUUCUCGUGAGUUUAAAAAUAAUGAAUUAUGUUUUGUAAAAAGAAAUAUCCUACUAAAACCAGCAACUUGGUUUUCAUAACAGAUUAAGAAGCCAAUGAAAUCUUUAUAGUAAUUGUUUGAAAUAUAGGUAUAUAUUUAAAGAGUAAGCAGUCUACCUUGACCCAGUUGAUUUAGAUAUUUCCAUUUCUCCAUGUAAGGAGAGAACCAGCAUCCAUUGUAUUCGUGUUCUAGUUCAGGUCUCUCCUUUGUGGGCAGUGUGUGGGAUCCUCAGUCAAAAGUUAGUGAAAGUAGUCUUGAAAGGAAUGUAUAGAAUGCUGCUGUCAUUUUGUGGAGAUUUGAUGUGUUAACAAAUGGUGAGCUAUUUAACACUGGCUGUGCCAUAGCAGUCUGAAGUUGUAGAAAUGUUCCUGAAAGUUACAAAGGCAGACAGUUAUUUGUAUGUCUAUUCAAGAGCCGCUGGUUGGAAACAAAAUUGAAGCCUUUUGCUAAUAUAGUUAGCUAGCGCCACACCAUUCUCAAUUGAAAAAAUUGUGAUAUUUACAAAUGUUAUCCCUGCAUUUAGCCUAAUUUUAAGCGAUCGUGGGCACAGGAUUCCGUUCGUGAGAAACAUAGCAAUGUGGCUUUGAGUAUCGGACGUAAAAACCCACCGACAAAAAGAAGAAAGGACAUAUCUGGUGUGUGCCCUGUGGGAGUCCACAACACAGGGACUGGUACUGGGAUAGGACCUGGAACACACCACUGGAGUCUAAAGAUCUGGCUGUUGUAAGUGACUGCAAUGGCAAACACAGAGAAGCUCUUAAUGGCCCUGCAGACCAAAAUUGUGUGGACUGGCAGGUCAGUGAUGAGUUACUAUCGGUCCCUCAUCUAUGCUCAGGGCUGGGAAGACAUCUCUGUCACAACCCACAGCACCUCCAGUACACAGCUGAGAGCACUCUCUAGAGAACAGAACGCAUGGAUGUUUGGUUUCUUUUUUAUUUGAAAAAAGAGAACUAUAUUGAAAGAUUAUACUUAUAACAGAGAAAGUACUGAACAAACCAGCAAAAAGUUAUUUUUUAAAUGUCAAAACAAAAAUGUAUAUGAAUUUCAAAACUACACGUGUAACAGGCUUAUUUCAUAAAACAAAGCUGGGAUGGGAAUGAAUUGUCCAGAGUUAUGUUUUUUUUUGUGUUCAUUUUCACUUUCAUUCAUUGUUUUUUUUUCCCAGAGGGAAAGUAUAAUAACACUUCUGUGAUUAAAAAGAAUUUAAAUGCA